Molecule: messenger RNA, 1355 nt
Organism: Rhopilema esculentum
Lineage: Eukaryota; Metazoa; Cnidaria; Scyphozoa; Rhizostomeae; Rhizostomatidae
Source: RefSeq, a predicted model, not a curated record
UUAAUGAGGAAGAACAAAUUUGCCGCCGCCAUUCAAAAACAAUUGCUUCUAUGAAAGAGAGGCUGUUACUUUGACAACACAAUGUAAAUCAAACCGAGGUUGCCUAAUGUGGCUCUCCAGAAAGAGACCGUGGUCUAAUGGUUGUUGAAGAAAAUGGCGACUCCUUCAUAUUUGACACAUUUAUUGAAGAUGGAACGUCUGUUGCUCAAUAACAUAUCCAAGCGCUUUUCUGGUUCAUUGUGGAAUGGAGUAGAAGGUAGAAUCCUGGUGACUGCUGGAUGCAACUUAGUCCAUGGUAUAAGAAAAACAUUCCACACAUCAAUAUCUCUUGAUAAAAGGCAGAGCCCAAGAACAGUUGGUAUUCCAGCUUGGAGAAAGGCAUCUAUUGAUAGAAAAGAAUUUGUUUCAAAACUAAGAAAGCCAAAAAGUGAGGAGACAAUCAAAGCUGAAAUGCGACUUGAAAAACAAGAAAAGGAUCUCAGUUUGUUUACAUCUUCAAGAAUAAGAAAUUUGCCAAAAGAAAAAGAAACAGUAAAUAGGCUACAGCCAGAGGUUUUCCUUUCUAGAGAUGAAAAUACAGUUGUGUGCUAUCACCCUGUACCAAAUUAUCCAAAAGAGAAAACAAGGUUAUCAUGGGAAAGACCAUCUUGGUUUGGGGAGCCCAAUGUUGUCAGUCUUUAUAGUGAUGAAAUGACAAUGGCUCAGGAGGAUGAGGCUAGAAAACUUAGAGAUAGCGACCCUCGACUAUGGACAGCUAGCACACUUGGACAUAUGAUGAAAGUAAAACCAAGUAUUAUUAACGAUAAGAUACCGCUGACCUCCGAGCAGCGCUUUGAAUUGGAAAUUGAGAAGAAGUUGCUUCUGGAAUGGGGAAAAGAAAAACGACAAGAUUAUACUAAAUAUCAAAUUCUGGAAAUUUUGGAUUACAUUAGAGAGACAAGGGGAGAAACGGCAGUGAAGGAUUAUAGAAAGGUAUUCAAUUUUUAGAGCAGAAUCCAUGUAGUGUGACUUUUUGGAGUUUGAUUUGUGGAUGAUUAGAAAGAACCAACAAUUUCAAUUAACUCUCGUGAUUCCUAUUUCUUAGAUGUACUUAGAAGGUAUAACUACCGACAUUUAUAGGUAACAUAAAUCACAAUUAUACGCUAUUAGUGUGUAAGGAUCAUCUUCAGAUCCUUGUUAAGCGAAGGAAAUAUGGAGUUGGAAUGCAAUGUAAGAUCCAAGAUUUAAAUUCUAAUGGUAUGACUGUAUGUAGUCCCCUACCUUGAAAAUAGAGCUAUGUACCUUUACAGUUAGUCAUGGUAAUUCUAAAAGUCGUCAUUGUAUUUUGAGAUAAAUGCAAAGAUUUUGAGAUAAAA